Castor canadensis (American beaver) is the source of this 1821-nucleotide messenger RNA. The record is from RefSeq and is a predicted model, not a curated record. NCBI's taxonomy places the organism in Eukaryota, Metazoa, Chordata, Mammalia, Rodentia, Castoridae.
AUGACCCUUGCCAAAGGGGGACAGCACCUCAAAGUAGACCCAACUGGCUCAAAUACUCUUGGAUAUAGUUGUCCAUCAGUAUCUGUGGAGGUUAAUUCCACAACUAGUUUGUCAGGUCCCUCUGUCCACAAUAGCUUUAAAUCAGCUGUUAGACGCCAAGCAGAGACAGAGAACUUACAGAAAACUGCAGACUCCACAGACUCACGCCCUAACUCCGCCUCCCCAAGGGGAGGAGGGAAACGGGUGCGUGCACGCACAGGGAUGCCAUCCCUGGGCACAGUGGCACGCACAGGGAUGCCAUCCCCUGGGCACAGUGGGAACGCACAGGGAUGCCUCCCCUGGGCACAGUGGGAACGCACAGGGAUGCCAUCCCUGGCGCAAGUGGGGACGCCUGCCAUAGUUAUACAGUCCAUAGAGUGGGCCUGGCACACAUCCAAAGCCGCUAGCCAUACACAGUGGCAACUGCACCUGCUGCCAUUCCAAAAAAGUGAUGAGGAAAAUAAACUCACACAGGCUGCACAGACGCGUGCUCUUGCAGACCAAUUUGAAGACAAAACCACAUCUGUAGUGGAACGCCUGAAGAUUUUCUAUUGCUGUCAAGUACCACCUCACUGGGCCAUUCAGCGCCAGCUGGCAAGUUUGCUUUUUGAGUUGGGAUGUACCAGUUCAGCCCUUCAGAUAUUUGAGAAGCUAGAGAUGUGGGAAGACGUGGUCAUUUGUUAUGAGCGGGCCGGGCAGCAUGGGAAGGCAGAAGAAAUCCUUAGACAAGAACUGGAGAAAAAAGAAACGCCAAGUUUAUACUGCUUGCUUGGAGAUGUCCUUCAAGACCACUCCUGCUAUGACAAGGCCUGGGAGCUGUCCCGGCACCGCAGUGCUCGGUCCCAGCGCUCCAAAGCCCUCCUUCAUCUUCGAAACAAGGAGUUUCAGGAAUGUGUGGAGUGCUUUGAACGCUCGGUGAAGAUUAAUCCCAUGCAGCUGGGGGUGUGGUUUUCUCUGGGCUGUGCCUACUUAGCCUUAGAAGACUACAGAGGCUCAGCAAAGGCCUUUCAGCGUUGUGUGACCUUGGAACCUGAUAAUGCUGAGGCUUGGAAUAAUUUAUCAACUUCCUAUAUCCGAUUAAAGCAAAAAGUAAAAGCUUUUAGAACUUUACAAGAAGCUCUCAAGUGUAACUAUGAACACUGGCAGAUCUGGGAAAAUUAUAUCCUCACCAGUACUGAUGUCGGGGAAUUUUCAGAAGCCAUAAAAGCUUAUCACCGGCUCUUGGACUUAAGAGACAAAUACAAAGAUGUUCAGGUCCUUACAAUUCUGGUCAGAGCAGUGGUUAAUGAGAUGACUGAUCGAAGUGGAGAUGUCGUCUCUGGCCUCAGAGAAAAGCUGCAGGAGUUAUUUGGCAGAGUAACUUCAAGAGUGACCAACGAUGGAGAAAUCUGGAGGCUGUAUGCCCAGGUAUAUGGAAAUGGACAGAGUGAAAAGCCUGAUGAGAAUGAAAAGGCAUUCCAGUAUCUCUCGAAGGCAUACAAGUGUGACACACAGUCCAGUUGUUGGGAGAAGGAUAUUACAUCAUUUAAGAAAGUCAUUCAAAGAGCCUUAGGACUUGCACAUGAUACCAGUGCUCAAUCCUUACCCCUUGUUGGUUUGCUGAUGAUUAGCAGCGGGGCCUUCUGCCAGGGUGACUAUGCCCCUUCUCGAUUUGAAGUUAGGAGUAUGAGCUCCCAGAAUGCUGGCGGCAUAGUGCUCUGUGGUGCGCGCUGUCCUCCCUUUCUUACACCAAGUGCAGCUCAGGAACCUGGGAGCGUGGUUAUGGCCACAGUCCCCAAAUGA